AUGAAAAAAAAAGCGAGAUUUUUUGAAACGGGGAAAAACCAGUUUUUGACCAGUGAUCAGAUUGCUGCCGAAUUAGAGGACUAUAUGGAUGAACAACUUAACACAAUACUGGAAGAUAACAGCACUGUACAAGUAGCAGAGGAAUUAUUAAGGUUUUAUCGAUAUUGCAUAGAGGGCAAUGAAUCCACAGCAAAAACGGAACUUGAGAAAUUACCACCGCUACAGCCUUGGCUUAACUGUGAACGACCUAUUCGAUCUACUCGUCCUUUGCCAGUACAACAGGAUAGCAGCUCGGAUGAAGAUAUGGAUGUGGAUAAAAAUCAACAAGAAGACGAUGGAUGGACAGUAGUUACAAAUAGGCGAAGCAGAUAACUCCCAACUCUGUAUAAAAGAUAUCUUUAUUCAGCGCUUUUCUUCUUCAUAUGUAUGUAUGUAUGUGUAUAUAUAUAUAUAUAUAUAUAUAUGCAUACAGAUUAUGCGUAUAUUCGCUUAUGUACAAUAUCUCAUUAUUAAGUAUACACACAUACAUAGCUCGUACGCACGCACGCACAGCUCUUUAAAUUAGAAUCUGCAAAUUAUAUAUAAUUACACGUAUUAUUUAACGCGAAAAAAAGCUGCUUUGGUCGAGCUAUUUCGAUUAAGCUACUUAAAAGACGAUAAAGUUGCAAUUUCAAACUUAAAUUAUCAAUAAAGGAAAUUUUAAUUUUAAUCGCAAAUUUUAGCGAUUUUAGCAAAAGUUAGAAAUGAAUAAAUUGUUAAAUUAAAACUACAGGUAAAAUAUAUUAUAUAGCUCUAAGUGUCGCAUAUAAGAAGUUACAAAAAAUUUUACAAUAAUAUAAUCUUUUCCACUAUUAUUAGCCACCGUUAUUAAAGACAUUCGUCACUAUGAUUCUCGCAAAAUACACCUCCUCCACUAUCUCUCUGUCGCGUGAUUUUCCGUCUAUCUAAAUUUAUUCUUGCGUAUAUAAUAUAUCAGUGAAGAGAUAAGAAUAUCGUUCGCAAAGGGAAUGUGCCUUACAAUUAGAUUUAUGAAGAUUAAUGAGAAGUGAGCGAUAUUAGUCCCAUUAGUAAUUGGCGAUAGAAAAAUCUGCAUAAGUUAAUAAGUGCGAAGUAGAAUAGUGGAUUUUUAUGAGACGAGAAGAGUGUAUAGUAUAGAUUGUAAAAUUUUGCUCGUAAUAAUGUAUCUUCUUUUUUCUUUUUAUGUAUAUAUAUAAUAUAUACGUACACGUAUGCGCGCGUGUACAAAGACUAAGCUUGCAAGUUCCGUCAUGUAUAUGAAGAGGUACAAAAGUUAUAGAAUAGGCGUUGAGGUCCAAAAGGCUGUCUAAUUCGUGCGAGUCGUUUAACGAUCGUUUUUUUUUUUUUUUU
Messenger RNA from Formica exsecta, 1368 nucleotides. RefSeq names its product pre-rRNA-processing protein TSR2 homolog. Gene Ontology annotation, cellular component: nucleus. The record is from RefSeq and is a predicted model, not a curated record. The transcript has a single exon. Bases 1 to 372 code for a protein of 123 amino acids. Gene Ontology annotation, biological process: maturation of SSU-rRNA from tricistronic rRNA transcript (SSU-rRNA, 5.8S rRNA, LSU-rRNA). NCBI's taxonomy places the organism in Eukaryota, Metazoa, Arthropoda, Insecta, Hymenoptera, Formicidae.